Nerophis ophidion (straightnose pipefish) is the source of this 880-nucleotide messenger RNA. RefSeq names its product NADH dehydrogenase [ubiquinone] 1 beta subcomplex subunit 11, mitochondrial-like. The transcript has 3 exons. NCBI's taxonomy places the organism in Eukaryota, Metazoa, Chordata, Actinopteri, Syngnathiformes, Syngnathidae. Bases 62 to 526 code for a protein of 154 amino acids. The record is from RefSeq and is a predicted model, not a curated record.
CGUCACUAAGAGCUGGUUUCCGGUUCCGGGGCGACUGUAUCCUUCGCCAACAUCAGACAAAAUGUUGUCCCGCUUGGCGCGGCUCGGACCUCUUCUGAUGCCGCGCUUACCUGCUGUACACCUGCCGCGCUUACCUGCCGGACACCUGCCGCUUCGAGGCGUGUCCCAAUCCAAGCCGAGCGAGGCUGUCAGUUCCAGCAUCGCGACGGAACUCAAACAUGCGGCACCGAAUGUCGGCCACGGCCGCGUCAACCCCUAUGUCAAGAAUCCAGAAUACUAUGGCUUCUCCAAUGACCCUGAGGUGGAUCUCAUAAACAUGAGAUUAGCCUUCUUCUUUGGUGUGUCUCUGUGUCUCGUCGUCGGAGGAACAUUCCUUCACUACUUACCAGACCCUGGUAUGCGUGAGUGGGCCAGAAGGGAGGCUGAACGUCUCAUCCUGCAGAGAGAGAAAGAGGGUCUACCUCUGAUCACAGAAAACUACUUUGACCCCAACAAGAUCAUCUUGCCCAGUGUUACCGAGGAGUAAAAUGAACAAGCAUCCACUUCAUAUAUUUCAGGAUUAUUGGAUGUCGUUAAGUAGAAUAAUAAAUGAGCAAAUUGUUGAAUUUGUUUAUUUUGAGUAGGCUAAGACUUCAACUUAAGAACACGUUUUCAAUGAAGACAUUGUAAAUCAACAGAAGAUUCCACCACUAAACUCUUUUUGUCGCCAAAUUUCUGGAUUUGAUAGUUCCAACAGUGCUGAAGCCAUUGAAAUGUCUACAUCACAGGCAUCAAACCCAAGGCUCGGGGGCCAGAUGUGACCCCUUACUUCAUUUUAUUUGGCCCUCAAAAUCCUGGAAAUAAAAUGUAUCAAUAAAGUACUGCAACUUGUCUUACUGAA